AUGCCCCUGCAUUUCGGAUUGUGGCCAUUGCUGAUGAGUUGCCUGGGUGUCUUCGCAGUCAACCCAACAGCUAGCGGAAAUAUCAGCAAAGACUCUCCACGGAUUGGAAGUUCAACGCCUCUCGAUGAAAGGAGUGUGGAGCUUCAAAAGUACCAAGAUUUUAAAAGGGGCCUUCUAUACGGCAGCCUUGUAUUGGUUCAGUCCUCCAUGAAAAUUGACUCUUUCCGAUUGUGCAUGAUGACGUACAAACCAAACACAAACUUAACAGAUGAAGGGCAGAUUGAUCUUCUCACAUCGUCAAGAAAUUCAACUUACAGAGAGAUGGUUCAAGGGUUCUAUACCGAAACCGCCAUACGUCACAAUAGGACGUAUAGAGCGAUAUCCUGGCUCUUUCGCGGCCAAUAUUAUAAAUCCAGAGUUAUUUUCACGGACUACAAACACUGUAUCAUACUCAGGACUCGAACAUACAACAACCUGUGCGAGCUCUUCACUGCUGGUCGUCAUGACUCCAACCGCGUAAACAGCUGGUGUUUUUUCAUCUACACGGUAUUUUGCGGGGAACCGGCAGUCACUUUCAACAGCUUGUACGAAUGUUGGCCGAGAGAGGUGGAGAAACACAUAUCAAUCCGAAAGACAACAAUCAGGAAGACAUCGGUCCGGAAGACAUAA
Messenger RNA from Ixodes scapularis (black-legged tick), 669 nucleotides. RefSeq lists its product as uncharacterized. The coding region runs from base 1 to 669 and encodes 222 amino acids. The record is from RefSeq and is a predicted model, not a curated record. Gene Ontology annotation, biological process: symbiont-mediated perturbation of host defenses. The transcript is spliced from 6 exons. Lineage: Eukaryota; Metazoa; Arthropoda; Arachnida; Ixodida; Ixodidae. Gene Ontology annotation, molecular function: amine binding.